This is a messenger RNA of Yarrowia lipolytica CLIB122, 1683 nucleotides long. RefSeq lists its product as uncharacterized. Gene Ontology annotation, cellular component: membrane. NCBI's taxonomy places the organism in Eukaryota, Fungi, Ascomycota, Dipodascomycetes, Dipodascales. Gene Ontology annotation, biological process: oligopeptide transport; transmembrane transport. Gene Ontology annotation, molecular function: transmembrane transporter activity. The record is from RefSeq and is a predicted model, not a curated record.
AUGAAGCCUUCUCCCUCUACAAGAUCAGUUGAAAAGAAGACCAGCGGGAUCGACCCGUCAAUCGACAAAGACGAGGGGCUCGUGGAGUACUCGGAAGUUGUCAUUGGGGGAUACAGCGAGACAUGGUCUGGUUACUCGGAUGAAUACAACCGGGCCGGACUCCGGAUUGCCACAGACGAAGACUGCCAUACACUUCGAAAAGUCGCUGCUCCCAUCACGGGAAUGACCUACAUGUUGUCUCUGGUGGAGUUUGCCGAACGAGGUUCGUAUUACGGACUCACCAACGUCAUCUCCAACUUUGUACAGUUUCCUCUCCCCAAGGGCGGAAACGGAUGGGGAGCCACUCCGAGAGGUUCUCAGCUGACGGCCGGGGCCCUGGAUCAGGGUCUUCAAGUGGCCACGGCUCUCACUCUUGUUCUCAACUUUUUGUCCUAUCUGACCCCUCUGCUGGGAGCCUACUUGGCCGACUCCAAGUACGGGCGAUUCCGCACAAUCUGGGCCGGAACAGUUAUCUGCGGUAUUGGACACACUGUGAUUGUGAUUGCCGCCAUCCCGGGGGUUCUCGAGCACCAAAAGGCAUCUCUAGGGGUCUUUAUCGUCGGGCUUAUCAUCUUUGCAUUCGGCACGGGGCUCUUCAAACCAAACUUGCUGCCACUUCUUCUGGAACAGUACCGAGAAGACGACAACUGGGUCAAGCGUCUCCCAAGUGGGGAGGAGGUGGUCAUCGACAAAGAAUCCACCCUGCAAAGAAUGACCCUGGUCUACUACUGGUCCAUCAACGUGGGGGCGUUUCUCGGUCUAGGAACUUCCUACGCCGAGAAACGUAUCGGGUUCUGGCUCGCCUUUCUGGUUCCCACAAUUCUCUACUUUUUUCUGCCCUUCUUCCUCUUCCUCAUUCAAAACAGAGUCUACAAGAUCCCACCUACAGAGGACUCCAUCAUUGCGGGCUUCUUUGGAGUCAUGUACCAGACGAUACUCCGGAAACCCUCCACGUACCCAGACAAGUUUGUGGCCGACGUGUGGUCCACCCUCAAAGCCUCCCGCUUCUUUCUCUUCUUUCCCAUCUACUUUCUCAAUGAUACCGGCAUAGGAGCCCUCUCCAACUCCCAGGGAAGCUCCAUGAUCACCAACGGAGUUCCAAACGACCUUCUCAACAACUUCAACCCCAUCACCAUCAUCGUAGCCAUCCCCAUGGUCAACUACGGCCUGUAUCCACUGCUGAGACGCUACAAGAUCAACUUCCGAGCCUCGCUGAGAAUCUUCUUGGGGUUCAUACUAGGCGCCUGCUCACCAAUGAUCGGAGCCAUCCUCCAGUGGAGAAUCUACGAAACCUCCCCCUGUGGAUACCAUGCUACCGGAUGCAACAAGGGGGUAGCCCCAAUCACAAUCUGGUGGCAGGUGUUUCCGUACGUAUGCACUGCUCUGUCAGGAAUCUUUGCCACCAUCACUUCAUACGAGUUGGCCUACUCUCUAGCUCCGACUCAUAUGCGAUCAAUCGUCAUGUCUCUGCUUCUGUUCAUGUCGGCCUUCAGCACCGCCAUCGCCACAGGUAUCACUCCGGCUCUGAGAGAUCCAUAUCUUAUCUGGCCCUUUGUAGGUCUGUCGGCUGGAGGAGGAGCAUUUGCAGUGGCAUUUCUGUGCUGCUACUGGAGGCUCGGAGAGGGUCAGAAGUUGUCCGUGUAA